AUGUCUCGGAGGAAGGAGGUGGUGACCCUGACUGGCCUGUGCCUGCAGAACAUCGCGGACAACAUGCAGAGCGUUUGGAUGAAGGAUUACAUGAUGAAAAAUAUGGAGGAAUAUAAUUUCCUCUUCAUUGAAGGACCCUUCAAUCAGCUGGCCGGCUCGCUGGUCCAGGAACUGAUCCGGAUUCUGGGAGAAUCACACAAGCUGAAUAAAGGGUGCCUCCACCUCCUCCUUCAGCCUCACCUAUUGGAGCUCAGCCUCCGUUCCUGCGCCGGGCUCGUCAAUGUCGCCAUAAUGCAGCUCGUCACUGUGCGCUGCAAGCACCUGACCUCCCUGGACCUGCACUCCUGUAACCGUGUUCCCGCCGUCUCGCUGGCCACACUCAUUGAAGGCUUGCCCCGUCUCACCAAGCUCUGUCUGGUGGACACUCAGUCUGACUCGCUGGUUUUGACGGCCAUUGGACGGAGCUGCCCACGACUCUGUGAAUUGGAUAUAUCCCGAUGUAAGAAGGUUUCAUCGUCUUCGUUGUUGUCACUGGUCUACGACAGUAAAAGUGCCACCUUCUGCUGCCAGGCACUGAGGGUUCUGCUUCUGCAAGAUGUGAAACCGAAGGGCAGCCUGGAUCAGUGGGCACAAGUGCUGUGCUUUGUUCUGCUGGCAUUGCCCGGCCUCGAGGAACUCCCCAACCCUUCCCUACCAGCUGCCCUCAGUCUUCUAUACCAUGGGAGUUUUACCCAACUUGGCCCAUGCUUCGAUGGGUUCCCUCCAUUGGCAGAGGUCGCCCGGUCUAGGACAGUAAGGGAAAGUGAUAUUAAGGGAGUGGCAAACAUGAGGAACCAUCAGUCGAAUUCUCAUGCAUCUGCACCAAAGGUAACCCACCAAAAAAGUUCUGAGAUGUUGGGGAUGACAGAGAGACUGACCCUUCGCCUGAAGAAGCUGGAGGACCUGGAGGAGGAUGACAUGUCGGUACUUGGGUCUCUAUGCCCGUUGGUGGAAGAGGUUGCCAUCUCUCUAGGCAGCCAACCAUUGGGUACCUGGAGUUUAGUGCAAUGGCCUCACCUCACCCAGCUGGUCCUGCACUGCACACAGAAGCCGGAGAGGACCUUGGAGGAAUUCCUGGCCACACUGCAGGUCAUAGGGAACAGUCUACGGGUUCUAUCCGUGCAGAACCUACUGUGGUGUCAGGAUGAGUCUCUGCCCACUCUGCUGGCCAUGUGCCCAAAUCUCCAGAGCUUCAAAAGUCACUUCACAGUGCUUCGCCAGAACCUUCCACCCAAUGAGCCGGAGCUUCCGCCCUGGCGUGGGGCCCCCCUGCCCCUCCCCCGCCUACACACCUUUAGUUUGCUAAUAGAAGGGGAAGGCUCACCUCAGGCCGUCUUCCAGCAUAAACUGGGGGGCUUCUUGGUGUCCAUCCUGAAGGGGAGCCCCCAGCUGGAAUCGCUGUCCCUCUGUGGGGUCCAGUCCCCUCUGGAUAGUGUGUUUGAAGUCGUGUACGGUUCAAGUCCCCCCCCAAACCCUUGCAGAGACUAAGCGCGGUGUCCCUGUGUGGCAGUAAUGUCACCCAGUGGGGGGCGUCUCUCAUCAUUCGCUCCGGGAGUGACCUGAGGACUCUGGACUUGUCUCACUGCAAGGAGGUGACUUGCCGGGACCACCAGCAGCUCCAGGAACGGGCACGCAAGGAGAGACUCAACCUCACCAUUAGCUGGCUGUGA
Molecule: messenger RNA, 1709 nt
Organism: Staurois parvus
Lineage: Eukaryota; Metazoa; Chordata; Amphibia; Anura; Ranidae
Source: the annotation of a GenBank genome assembly